Fomitopsis serialis is the source of this 1148-nucleotide messenger RNA. Its product is annotated as DNA glycosylase. The transcript is spliced from 3 exons. Bases 70 to 780 code for a protein of 236 amino acids. Gene Ontology annotation, biological process: base-excision repair. Gene Ontology annotation, molecular function: catalytic activity. NCBI's taxonomy places the organism in Eukaryota, Fungi, Basidiomycota, Agaricomycetes, Polyporales, Fomitopsidaceae. The record is from RefSeq and is a predicted model, not a curated record.
UCUAUCGAACCACCACGCAGACAGCUUCACUGCUCUGCACUCGUCUAGUCCGCCUCAUUUCUCUGACCGAUGCCGCCGAAAGUCAAACGCUCUCGCUCGCCAACCCCUGUUGGCGUCGCCGCUGAAGGGCUGUCACCUCAUAAAGACAAAAAGCUUAAACUGCUCGCUUCGCACACAAUAUCCUCUCCGUUUCCUGACUUUACUCACCCGACACCCGCGGAGGCUGCGCAGGUGCACGAUGUGCUUGCGUCAGCACAUUCAAAUAUAGCGCCUGCUCGCUCAGCACCCAUGGAUGCUAACGACUCCGCUGGUACCUGUGGGAAGGUGCCGGACGUGCUCGAGUCGCUCAUAGGUACCAUUCUCAGCCAGAACACGACGUCAAGAACUCGACCGCCGCUAAGCACGGGCUUGAUCGCAAGACGUCGUCGAUGCCAUCCGCACUGGCGGGCUCGCGAACAAGAAGGCGGGGGUCAUCCAGAAGAUCCUGCAGGAAGUGAAGAAAGGCACGGGAUCUACUCGCUCCAGCAUCUCGCAGGAGUACUUGACCCUGGCGCCAAGGGCAAGGCGAAGGCGAGCGGAGAUAGUGUGUCGGACGAAGAAGCGAUGAAGGAGCUUGUGUCUUAUGACGGCGUCGGCCCGAAGACAGCAUCCUGCGUACUCCUGUUCUGCCUCGGCAGGUCGUCAUUUCCGGUUGACACUCACGUCUUCCGACUGUCCAAGUGUUGGGCUGGGUACCCAGCAAGGCGGACAGAAUCACGGCCCAAGCGCAUCUCGACCUGAAGAUACCGAACGGACUGAAGUACGGGUUGCAUGUCCUCAUGGUCGGGCAUGGUCGGCGGUGUUUGGGAUGCAAAGGUGGGAAUCGAGGGAAGGGUGAAUGCGUCCUCAAGAAUUGGUUGAAAGAGCACACGGGCGUGAAGGAUGAGGAGCUCGACGAAUUGGUUUUGAAGGCAGAGGAGGCCGAUUGACUAGUGAAAUGUCGGCCACGAAUACUUCAAAACAGACUUUAUCCUUUCAUUAAUCCUCCGUGUUGCCUACUUUUGUCGUGCCGGCAUACAGCCUCCAGCCUCCUGAGACCUAUUCGAUGUGGAUCUGCUGUGAAUCGUGUCAGCGUAUGCAGUGAUCAUCAUGCACACGGGCCCCUCACA